AGACGAGUUUACAAUUUACAUUGUAUCAAAACGUCAAUGUCCGAGAAGUUGUGAAGGCUAUAUCUUUCAAAAAGUGCUUCACUUAUACCGUUACACGUGAGUUUGCAAACCAGAACUCAAAAACAAUGGCGAAACCAUCACCAAACAUCCCCUACAACGAAGUGGACUACUCAGCCUCAGCAACCCUAAUCUACUACGACCACCCUCUUCCACUCCUUCGUGGACCGAUCCCCGCCGGCCCAACCGACGAUCCAAACCUAGGCCCAUACGUUCUAGCAUUCCCAACGCAACAAUCCUUCUUCUCAUCUUUCAAAUUCUGUCAAUCAAAGCUUCGAGAGCAGUGCGAAUCUGGGUUACGAAUUGGGUGCUCCUUAAUCGCUUCUGAGAAGUGUAAACCUCCAUGGUGGAAAACCCUUUCUGGGAAAGUCGAUUUUAAGGAAAGAAGCGCGUGUGAGGAGAGAGAAAUGGUUGCCUGUCUUCAAGAUUCUAAGGAAAAAUGUGAAACUUUUGCGUUGGAGAAGAGUUUGGAUCCGUUCAAGUGGGCCCGGAUUGCUGCGCCAAAGAAAAAGAUGGGCAAGAAGGAAGUGGGUCGAUUGAUUUCUUGGGUUUCCGGUUUGGGGUUUUGGAAUGGGAAUCAAUCAGGAUUACUUUAUGAGUUGAAUUUGAGUUCGGAAACUAUGUAUUAUAGAGGGUCGGAGAUAAUGGGAGAUGAAAAUCAACUCAAUUGAUAUUUAUCUGGAUUAUUGUGGGUUAUUCAAUUUGAACUUACAUAUGGGUUAUUCGACUUGCUUUACAGGAUUUGAUCUUUUUCAUAUGGAUUCUUGUGGGUUAUUCAAUUUGAACUUUCUAGGGUUAUAGGUGUUAUCAAAAAUUGUGUGUUGAUGAAUAGAGAAAGUUGGAUUGUAUAGGAAGAUUGAAUAGUUCCAGUUUUGUCAUGAAGUUACUAAAUAAAAUAAAAUAUAUAUUGGGUGAUGGAAAUUUUACCUAAAUGAUAAGAGAAAGUUCCAUUUUUUAAUCUGAUUUUAGAGUGUUAUUGAAUUUGAUUGGAUUGUGGAGAUGAGUUCAUCUGUGCUGUCCAUAGUCCAUGUAUAGGAACCUUGUUGAAGACAUGCCAUGAGACUUGAGAGUGACUAUUUAGUUUGUGCUAGCGAUUUCUGCUGGUUUAGCGCCAAAGGAUGCUGAUUGUUGUGAUCUGCUGAUUGUUACUGGCGUGCUGUAUUGUGUCAAUAGUGCAUCGUUUUGGACAAGGACUAAAUUGUCAACAGCUCGAUGAGAGCUGUGAUUAGGGUCGAGAACUCGGGACAGAUGAUGAGCAUGUACUAGGGUGUCUUAACCCUCAUCACUCAAGACUUGCAUUCACAAAUCCCUUGGGUGAUUUACUUCGCUUAUUUGCCGAUCCUUUUCACUGCAACCAAGUUCUACCAUCAAUGACAGUCUGAGCUUCAUUGCACUCUUUUAAUUGUGAUCAGGCAAUGGCCUUCUCCUGACUUGACUGCAUUGCUGUGGUGAGGUUUCUUAAGUUCUCCGUUGAUAUGCUGCAUAGUGGUACGACAUACGACAUACCCGUUGCAACAAGCUGCAGAAAUCCACCAAAGUGGAUGGCGGGGAAAGCCUGAGAUUAGGAGAAGGAACGGGCUUGUAGUGUGUAGGUGCUGACGGAGGAGAAAAGACGGAGAUAUUGGUUGGUGAUGCCUGUUGUGAGAUGGUUGCUGUAGUUGGAAUUGAAGUGGUGCUCUGGCGAUGGUAGGUGCUAGGUGGUGUUUAAGGAGGUUUUAGUUUAAUUCUAAAAAGUUCCGACAUUAAUAUUUAUACUGUAGCAAUCUUACUGAGAGAGAUGAUGGAGUAUUUGAAGGUGAUAGUAAAAGAAUACUAUUGUCAUAUACUCUCUAUUUGUUCUUUAUUAUUCUUUCUAUUUAAUUUUUUUGCGUAAUAUUCAAAGUAAUUUUUUAGCUUAAUAUUUCGAAAUAUGUAUCAUAAAAAAAUAAAAAAAAAUACAUGAUAAAAAGCUACAUAUUUGAGGAAUAAGAUAGAGAGAAUCAAAGGAAGUUUAAUAGGAGUAUUUAUGUAUACUUGCAACAAAAAACCAAUUUGUAAAGACUGAAGAUUCAUUGAAAGAAAAUGAUUUGAUUUGUU
Molecule: messenger RNA, 2133 nt
Organism: Amaranthus tricolor (Joseph's coat)
Lineage: Eukaryota; Viridiplantae; Streptophyta; Magnoliopsida; Caryophyllales; Amaranthaceae
Exons: 2
Coding region: 126-728 (200 amino acids)
Cellular component (GO): plastid
Source: RefSeq, a predicted model, not a curated record